This is a messenger RNA of Onthophagus taurus, 1024 nucleotides long. Its product is annotated as forkhead domain 102C. NCBI's taxonomy places the organism in Eukaryota, Metazoa, Arthropoda, Insecta, Coleoptera, Scarabaeidae. Gene Ontology annotation, molecular function: DNA-binding transcription factor activity, RNA polymerase II-specific; RNA polymerase II cis-regulatory region sequence-specific DNA binding. The record is from RefSeq and is a predicted model, not a curated record. Gene Ontology annotation, biological process: regulation of transcription by RNA polymerase II; anatomical structure morphogenesis; cell differentiation.
CAGAUCUCUUAACCAUGUAGUGUUGCUCGUUCACCGUCCGGCGACGCACCACGAUCCGCAAACUGAUUUUUAUCACACCUUGGGCCAGUUUGUGAGUGUCGCGAGUGUUUAUUGACAUUGCUUGUGACGAUGUGCAGCAACGAUAGCUCCAGCUCUUCACCGAGGCUUCCGAUGGCUUUUGGACUCGAAGCUAACGCGCCCAGAUCUAUGUUACCCAUAGACCAAUAUAGGAUUCAACUAUAUCAAUAUGCCGUCGCUGAACGACUUCGUUAUCCCCUUUUAAACCCGUUUCCCGCACCUCUUCCAUGUUAUCCACUGUUUCCCCGAGCUCUACAACCCGAAGAACCUAAACCCCAACACAGUUACAUCGGCCUCAUUGCCAUGGCAAUUUUAAGCGCACCAGAAGGUAAAUUAGUGCUAUCCGACAUCUACCAACACAUCCUCGAUCAUUAUCCAUAUUUCCGUACCAGAGGACCCGGAUGGAGGAACUCGAUACGUCAUAAUCUUUCUUUAAAUGACUGCUUCAUCAAAGCUGGUAGAAGCGCGAAUGGAAAAGGACAUUACUGGGCAAUACAUCCAGCUAACGUUGAAGAUUUCCGCAAAGGUGACUUCCGAAGACGUAAAGCUCAAAGAAAAGUAAGAAAGCACAUGGGUUUAGCCGUUGAUGAAGAUGGUGCAGACUCUCCAAGUCCUCCUCCGUUAUCAGUAUCUCCACCCGUUGUAGUUCCUGGACCCUCAACGCCAGUUUUUUCAACACCAGCCAAAGGAACGUCUAGAAAGCGACAGUUUGACGUCGCAUCACUUUUAGCGCCAGAUUCUGGCGAUGAUACACCGGAAGAAGACAUCGACGUGGUGAGUAGCGACCAACAAGAGCAAUCCGCGUCAAGACCGUGGCCGAUGUUUCCAAUUGUCAACUACUAUCAGGCUUUGCUCCAGGCUAGACCAAGUCAAAAUGAAACCACCACCACAAGCAAUGAGACUAUUGAUUCUUAAAGUGGAUUUUUUAAAAAAUUAAUCUUGGACU